Molecule: messenger RNA, 1633 nt
Organism: Pygocentrus nattereri (red-bellied piranha)
Lineage: Eukaryota; Metazoa; Chordata; Actinopteri; Characiformes; Serrasalmidae
Product: histone H2A-like
Exons: 1
Coding region: 70-456 (128 amino acids)
Cellular component (GO): nucleosome
Molecular function (GO): structural constituent of chromatin; DNA binding; protein heterodimerization activity
Source: RefSeq, a predicted model, not a curated record
UAAGAAGGACGUUCAGAGCGCGAAGUAGUUUAUUUUAGUUUUGCUUGUUGAAGUUGAUUGAAGUGUAAGAUGAGUGGACGCGGUAAGACCGGUGGUAAGGCGAGGGCGAAGGCCAAGACUCGCUCUUCUCGUGCCGGCCUCCAGUUCCCCGUGGGCCGCGUUCACAGGCUUCUACGCAAAGGUAACUACGCCGAGCGUGUCGGUGCUGGUGCUCCCGUCUACUUGGCCGCCGUGCUGGAGUAUCUGACCGCUGAGAUCCUCGAGUUGGCCGGCAACGCCGCUCGUGACAACAAGAAGACCCGUAUCAUUCCUCGUCAUCUGCAGUUGGCCGUUCGUAACGACGAGGAGCUCAACAAACUGCUCGGGGGAGUGACCAUCGCUCAGGGUGGCGUUCUGCCCAACAUUCAGGCUGUGCUGCUGCCCAAGAAGACCGAGAAGGCGGCCAAGACCAAGUAAAUCAGUUUACCGCUGACUUGUUCUAAACCAAAGGCUCUUUUAAGAGCCACCCACCUCCGCGAAAGAAGCGCACUUUUUCUUGUUUCUCUCCCGUCAAAAAAAGGUGAUCGAUGAAACAUAACUGUUGAUCUGAUUGUGGAGAGAAAUGAAGCAAAUAAUGUUAUAAAAGUGCAUCAUGAGGCUAAAUAAAAUGUGUGUACAGUUUAUUUGGGGAUCUUCAAGGGAAGUCACUAAAAGGGGAAUUUCAUAUAAAUCUAAAAAUUUAGGGGGUCUUGGUGCAAUGGACAUUGGACUAAAACUCAAAAUAGUUUAUUAUAAAAUAGUAGCACAGGCAAUAAAGAGAGGUGCAGUGUGGGUGGGGAACACUAGAAGUUGGUGGAAAAAGAAAGGAAAAGCAAGAAAAAAUGUUCCAUGUUACAAAUUAACAUAUGGAGAUUUUAUUUUUAAAUAUGUAGAGCUUCAGAUUGACUGGCAUCAUUUUCAUAGUAAAAAGAUCUAUAACAUAAGCGAACACAUUUAUGGAGGUCUUUAUCCACAUAAAUGCCUCAGUGAAGCAGAGAGUAAGAUAUGCAUCAGAAACAUUUAGUCCAGGCAGAUCUGGAGAACAUGAGAGACAUAGCAGGGCUGAUCAGUGUGGGGAGAUUGGCUGUGCGAUGUGUCGUUAAGUGGAGCUGCUAUGUCACCACGAAAAUGUGCCCAUCGGCUGACUGUGAGGAAGAUGAGACUAUUGAACACCUGUUACUUCACUGUAAUCGAUCUGUGGUUGUGUGGAAAAGACUAAAAGCUCUCGGUGUUAAGUUUGAUAUAAAUGUUAAGACUAUAAUGUUUGGUAAUUUUGAGGAAAGUUUGUCAAAGUUUGUCAAGGACUUGUAUUGAUUGAUUGUUUGUGUUACAAACUGUAAACUAUGGAAAACGGUGUAAAAUGGUAAUACAACAGAUUCAAAUCCCUGCAGAAGUUGUUUUUAAACAGAUUUGAACGUUUGAACUGAAACGACUGCGAACCUUGGACAGAAAAUCUAAAUAUCCCUGGACUCUGUUGGACUUAUAAUUAUCUCAUUUAAAUUCAUAUUAAGUUUGUGUGUGUAAUUUCAUUGUGGAUUUGUUGCAUUUGCGUAUAAAUUUGCAUAAAUGUGAUAUUGUAUUGAUUGUGUAUUUGGAUUAUGUAAUAAAGUUUAUU